Molecule: messenger RNA, 749 nt
Organism: Galendromus occidentalis (western predatory mite)
Lineage: Eukaryota; Metazoa; Arthropoda; Arachnida; Mesostigmata; Phytoseiidae
Exons: 3
Coding region: 24-701 (225 amino acids)
Source: RefSeq, a predicted model, not a curated record
UUCAACAUCUACGAGCCCUGAAAAUGAAGUCUUUCGCUGUCGUCGCUCUCGCUUCCGUGGCUCUUGCCGCUCCUAAUUGCGAUAUUAGUACCAUCGACAAAUGUCUGAAGAAAGCGUUGCCAUACUCGAAUCGGACGAGCCUCGGCGUGACCCCUGAAGAGAUCGAAAAAGAGUGCAAGUGCGACCGAGAGGCUAUCGCUUGUCUCCUCGACUACGCCGAGUCCGGCUGCGUCAAGGGAGACACUGAACUCGCUUUGAGGAUCACAAUCCGCGGAGCUGCCGAAGAGAGCGCCCUCCGCUGUCAGAAGGGAACUGCGAGGAACGCCGAUUAUUUGAAAUACGUUUCUUGCGUCAACAAGGCCGGUCCCAAACUGAACAAAUGUUUCCGCGAUACGACGAGCUACAUUGAAACCGCCGGCCGCGGUGGAGUGGGAACUGGGCUUCCUCAGGGCUGCUGUGCCUUAGGACGCCUCUCCACCUGCAUUGGCGGAGCCGCCGCUGCUGAAUGUGGAGCCGAUGCCGAAAUGUAUGUGAAGAACGUUUUCACAGGAAUUCUCGGAAACUUCCUCGAUAAGAGCUGUGGUGCCUACCAAGCAAUGUCUGAGAAGUGCCAGUCUAUUGAAAUUCUCAAGACCGAGGGAGAGCCUAAAUUCUUCACGCCGGUGGGCGCUUUCUUCGAUAUUGUGAAGAACGAGAUGUGAGGUCGAGGUUGAGCACGGAGAUUAUUUAAUAAAUUAUUCUGUGUGGAU